AUGCCUAGCAUGACUUCGAGACCAAGGUCAAGAACCUUCACUCCGGACCCUACCAAGCGUAGGAGUCUACCAGCUGAAUAUGACGGUUAUGUCUCCAAGGAGACUGCUGCUGGUGGCACCACUGAACCAGCGGCAGCAUAUAUAUCCACCAGGCUGUCCCCUCCAGACACUCCACUCCCAGACCAUCACUACGACACCUACAAGGAACAAAGACUCUAUAACUUCGUGAUGUCUACUUCCUCUUCCCUUUCUCCUGCCUCGGCUCGACCAGCCAACCACUCUCGAGGAAAUUCAAUCUCCUCUGAGAAUGGGAAUUUCUUUACAAGUCUUUUCACGACUACUUCUCCCUCUACACCCGCUUCUCCUCAGGCUGGAUACAGCCCUUCACACUCUAGAAACAAUUCUUUGACCGCACCACAGGGAAAUACAAGCGCAGGCCGCAAGUUCUCACAUUUCUUUGGUCUAGGCGUGGCGAAUGACACAGCCUCUAAUUCCGGGCUGGCAUUCAGCUCCGCACCAUCUUCUCACCGAUCGGUGUCCAAUAGCACCACACUCUCAAAUCUUGUGUUACCCGAACGGACAGGGUUAAAUGAUGCACAAACUUUCGAUGGGAACCCCAUGAUUCGCGAUGAAUUUGCAGGCAUGGACUUUGCAGAGCUCCUAAACGCCGGGGUGCCUAAGAGUCCUUUGAACUGUACACCGCAGGGGUUCCACGCUCUUCACGGCCAGAGCAUGGAGUUAAUUGAGAGACUCUAUACUGGUUACAUGGAGCGGACGAGAGCCUUAGCUGAUGCUCUUGCAGAGAUCGAAGCCCUCCGCGAUGAUCUCGAGCAAAAGGACCAGAAGAUUGAAAGUUUGAAGUUUAGCUGCGAGCAGCUUGCUAAUGUACAAGAAGCACUCUCGAAGGCCUCUGAAGAAGCCGAAAAGACUGCCACAAAAGCAAAUGCCGAGGUUAAGAAACUCAGAGCGGAGAACGAGAGACUCGAGUGGGAGGCCAAAUCUAUUCGAGAAAUCGAGAUGGAUGAUGCUUCUUCUAUUUCUUCCUCCGCGCCAAGGUACGGGCUUGGGCUUAGGCCGAAGGACGUACCACAGGGACUUAUCAGGUCGAGGACUAAGAGCUCCAAUUCGGAUUCGGGAUUUGAGUCGGAGUCGGAUAGUGGCUCAGUAUUUUCGAACGACGGCAAGGUGCCUGGUAGCACGAUUGGUUCCCCCGGCCCAACUUUUACACCUGAAGACGAGAUGGAAACGACCAAUACCGGAACUGGACCUCUCGCGCAAUUGAGAAAUGUACUGAGGAGAACGACAACAAUCGUGGACACCUCGGGGAAAUGUGACUGUAACGGAACGGUUGGACGUCUAAGGAGCGAGAAUAACCAAUUGACAGUUAGAGUUAAAGAGCUGGAAGGUUGUUUGGACAGCUGCUUGGAUUUGGUCGGAGGCAUUUAA
This is a messenger RNA of Orbilia oligospora ATCC 24927, 1446 nucleotides long. RefSeq lists its product as uncharacterized. The record is from RefSeq and is a predicted model, not a curated record. Lineage: Eukaryota; Fungi; Ascomycota; Orbiliomycetes; Orbiliales; Orbiliaceae. The coding region runs from base 1 to 1446 and encodes 481 amino acids. The transcript has a single exon.